AUGGCACACAGAGGAACCAUGAACACCUCGAGCAUUUACAGCACAUUCGGACGCCUCUUCCCGCACAACUUUUCUCUUUGGGAGCAUUUCCAGAAGAACUGGACCACCCGUGACUUUUCACCCUUCUCCAUUGACUUUCUGUUUGCAGGGCACGAGCCGGACACUAUAGUUUUAACGGUGAUGUACGUGAUAUCUUUCGUGACAGGAUUAGUAGGGAAUAUCAUGGCUCUGUGGGUGCUGACGCGCCGGAGGAACCGCUUGUCUGGAGCCUCAGCCACCAGGAGACUCCUGGUCAACCUGGCGGUGUGCGACAUGAUGGUGGUGUGCGUCUGCAUGCCGGUCAAUUUAGCGCACCAGGUGUGCAACGCAUGGGUGUUUGGAGACUUUUUGUGCCGCGCCGUGCCGUUCGUCCAGGCGGUGUCCGUUUCCGCAAGCGUUCUGAGUCUGGCCGUGAUUAGUCUGAACAGAUAUUACAGCGUUCACAGCCCGCUGCACGCCAGAUCUUUCUUCACGGCCAGCAGGAUGAUAUGCAUGAUAGCAGUCGUGUGGGUCGUGUCUUCUGCGUUGUGUUUGCCUUUGUUUUUUAUGAACACGACUAAAACGCUUUCCUUGUUAGACGGGCUGCACACGGUGACCGUGUGCGUGGAGAGCUGGUCGAAAGUCAAACUGCGCCAGGGUUACAACUUUUUACUCUUCUGCGCGUUGUACGCAUUCCCUGUAGUGUUUAACCUGAUUAUUUGCUUCCUGACCGGUUGGAAAUUGAGCAGAGGAGGCUCUUCGUCCAUAUCAGAUCCCAACCAGCUAGCGUUACCCUCUUCAACAUCGCGUCUGAAAACGCGCAAGAGGAUCGCCAAGAUGGUUUUCGCGCUCGUGCUGCUCUUCACUUUCUCCUGGCUGCCGCUUUAUGUCGUCGAUAUCUGGAUCGACUCUAACAUGCCCAGCUCUCCCGAUCGAAAUGAAGAUUUGAGCAACGUUGAGCAUCAUUGGAUUCUCCAAAGCAGACCCUUUGCGCAAUGGCUCGGUCUCACCAACUCGUCCCUCAAUCCUCUCUGCUACUGCUUUGUUGGAAACUUGUAUAGGUCUGCCAAGAGGUUCAGAGAAAGCUACAGAGAGAAGAUCUUAAGUCUGACCAACAAGUCUUCGAUCAGAAAUUCCGCGUCUAAAAUCCAGCAGCGCAACUCCGGAUCAUCCAAGAGAUUAGCGUCAGAAACGAGGAGUUACGAUCUUUCCAGGCUGACCCGAAGCAAAAGCUUGUCUUCGACGACUGUGUGUGAGAGCAUUUGA
Molecule: messenger RNA, 1284 nt
Organism: Danio rerio (zebrafish)
Lineage: Eukaryota; Metazoa; Chordata; Actinopteri; Cypriniformes; Danionidae
Source: RefSeq, a predicted model, not a curated record